AUGCGUCGUGGAUAUGUGAUUGAUGCUGCUUUCACAAAGACUGGCUAUAGAGCUUGGAACAAAGCUACUGAAAGAUUUAAAGCUCAUGUUGGAGAUAUAAAUAGCAUCCACAACAAGUGUUUCAACAAGAUGCUUGAUUUGAUGAAUCAAUCACAGUCAAUACGCACUUCCUUUGAUAAAAAGUCCAAAAAAGAAAAAAGUGAGUCUCGGCGUCGCUUGAGUGCUUCAGUUGAUGUGACAAGAUUUCUCUUGAAAUUAGGAUUAUCAUUCCGUGGACAUGAUGAGAGUCGAUCUUCUUCAAAUAGAGGUAUUUUUCUUGAACUUUUGCAAUGGUAUGGAGAUAUUAAUGAAGAUGUUGGAAGCAUUAUUUUAGAAAAAGCUCCAAAAAAUGAAAUGAUGUGUUCUCCAAGUAUUCAAAAGGAUAUUGUUGAUUCUUGUGCUAAGGAAACAAUCAAAUCUAUUCUUGAAGAUUUAGAUGGGGAUUAUUUUGGGAUACUAGUCGAUGAAUUAAAGGAUUUAACACUAGUGGCUCUUGCAAAGAAGGAUUCAAAUGUAGAUGACUUUUUUUGCUUAGUUAUUAAUGUGUUAAAUAUUGUUGGAGCAUCUUUUAAGCGCAGGGAUUUACUUCGGAAACACCAAGCUGAACAGUUAGAGGAGUUGCUUAUAUCAGGGGAAGUGCAUACUGGGCGAGGAUUAAAUCAAGAACGUGGGCUUCAGCGGCCAGGUGAUACUCGUUGGGGUUCUCAUUAUAGAACAUUAGAUAAUCUUAUUGUUUUAUUUCCAUCAGUUAUUCAUGUGCUUGAAUUUACUGGAUGCGAGUGUCCAAACUAUACUGAUAGACUUUUUGCUAAAACUCUUGUGGAUACGAUUAAGAAAUAUGAUUUUGCCUUUAUGCUGCACUUGAUGUGGAAAGUUCUUAUGAUGACAAAUGAAUUGAACUCCUCAUUACAAAGGAUGAAUCAAAAUAUUGUCAAUGCUAUGAGAUUUCUUGCUCUUACAAAGCAAAGAUUACAAAAUAUGAGGGAUAAUGAAUUUGAAUCAUUAAUGGAUGAUGUCUCUUCUUUUUGUGAUAAACAUGAUAUAGUCAUUCCGGAGAUGGAUGCUAGCUACUUUCCUGGGAAGUCAAAGCGUAAAGCUCUUGAUGUUACAUAUUCUCCAUCAUUUGCGUGUUGA
Messenger RNA from Solanum tuberosum (potato), 1173 nucleotides. RefSeq lists its product as uncharacterized. The transcript is spliced from 3 exons. Lineage: Eukaryota; Viridiplantae; Streptophyta; Magnoliopsida; Solanales; Solanaceae. The record is from RefSeq and is a predicted model, not a curated record. The coding region runs from base 1 to 1173 and encodes 390 amino acids.